This is a messenger RNA of Mustela erminea (ermine), 1166 nucleotides long. RefSeq names its product fucose mutarotase (gene FUOM). Gene Ontology annotation, biological process: fucose metabolic process. Lineage: Eukaryota; Metazoa; Chordata; Mammalia; Carnivora; Mustelidae. Gene Ontology annotation, molecular function: fucose binding; racemase and epimerase activity, acting on carbohydrates and derivatives. The coding region runs from base 47 to 538 and encodes 163 amino acids. The transcript is spliced from 6 exons. The record is from RefSeq and is a predicted model, not a curated record.
CGCCCCUUCCGUCAGGCCACGCCCCUCCGCUCCAGACCCGGCGAUCAUGGUGGUGCUAAAGGGCGUUCCGGCGCUGCUGUCCCCUGAGCUGCUCUACGCCCUGGCGCGGAUGGGGCACGGCGACGAGAUCGUUUUCGCAGACGUGAACUUCCCCACCGCCUCCAUAUGCAGGUGUGGGCCGGAGGAGAUCCGCGCUGACGGCCUGGGCAUUCCACAGCUCCUGGAGGUUGUGCUGAAGCUGCUGCCACUGGACACCUACGUAGAGAGCCCGGCUGCUGUCAUGGAGCUGGUGCCCGGUGACCGGAAGAUCGGCCUUCAGACCCCGGUGUGGAAGAGCUAUGAGUCCAUCCUCCUGGAGGCUGGCUGCGUGGUGAGGCUGCAGCCCCAGCCAGGGGGCUCCCGGGGACCCUCUGCACCUCUGUGGAGGCUGAGCGCCCUGGCGAAGAUAGAGAGGUUUGAGUUUUAUGAGCGGGCCAAGAAGGCUUUUGCUGUUGUAGCAACUGGAAUGUCCACCACACGGGCGUCCCAGGCCCUGUGAGCAGAGCUGGGUCAGGCCUACCUGUGCAGGAACAGGAGCCAGGAGCCCCGCCAGUGAGGGCGCCCACCGCCGUCUGAGCAGCCUCGAGGUGAUGGGCAGGAGACCUAGCGGGAGGUUGCUCCCCACCAGCAUCCUUGGUGGCUCUAUUCUGUCCCUUGCCAGUGGCCCCGGGGGACCGCCGUACAAGCACCACUGACCCCUCCACUGCCCAAGAGCUAUGGCCAGGCAACCUCCAUGGAACCCAGACCCGCCAGCCAGGCAACCGCCCCUGCUUCGCCGCAUCCCUGAGCUAUAGGGGGCCAGGAAGGUCGGAGAGUCUCUUGGGUGGCUUCCUAAGGGUGCCCCUGAGAAAACAUCUUGGCCCAGCCCUGCAUCGUGGAGACCUGGAAAACUUGGGCAAGAGCUCCCUCCUGUCCCAGAGGCCAGGCCUGUGCAGGCUGGGGAGUGGCUGUCUGUCCUCUCUCCUCUGGCCUGGCGUGGCCCUGAGGGAGAAGCCAGCGGUGUUGCCUCAUGGGAGUGCAGGGAAAGGGGCACGGCUUAGAAGCGCCUCUGUGGGGGGCGCCUGGGUGGCUCAGUGGGUUAAACUUCUGCCUUUGGCUCGGGUCAUGAUCUCUGGGUCCUGGGAUCG